AUGGCAGCCACCGACAUGAACCACUCAGUCGCCCGCCAGACCAGCUUUGGACUCCGCCUCGCAUCCGCCAUAUUCUCCGCCUCGAACGCCGACGGUGCAGACGGCAACGCCGCCUUCUCUCCGCUCUCCCUCCACGUCAUGCUCAGCUUCAUCACCGCCGGCGCCGGUGGCGACACCCGCGACCAGCUCGCCUCCAUACUUGGAUUCCGGGGUCCUGGCGAAACCGACGGCCUACACGCGCUCGCUGAGCAUGUGGUGCAACUCACGCUCGCCGAUGCGUCUGGCGCCGGCGGCCCACGCGUCGCCUUAGCAAACGGUGUCUUCGUCGACGCUUCACUGCAGCUCAAGCCAUUGUUCAAGGAGAUCGCGUUGGCGAAGUACAAAUCGGAGACCCACUCCGUCGACUUCAAAACUAAGCCUGCUGAGGUUGCUGGCCAGGUGAACUCAUGGGUAGAUAAAGUAACUUCAGGUCUCAUUAAGGAGAUCCUGCCUGCCGGCUCUAUCGACGAUUACACUAAACUGGUUCUUAGUAAUGCCCUUUAUUUCAAAGGUGCUUGGAUUGAGAGGUUUGAUGCAUCUAAGACAAAAGAUGAGAAGUUCUACCUUAUUGGUUGGAACCUUCUUGGUUGGAACUCAGUAAAAGCACCAUUCAUGUCUAGUACGAAUAGCCAAUAUAUUUCAUCUUGCGACAACUUCAAGGUACUUAAGCUUCCUUACCAGCCAGGCGGGGACAGGAGGCAGUUCUCCAUGUACAUACUUCUUCCAGAAGCACGAGAUGGUAUCUGGAGCUUAGCUAGAAAGUUAACCUCUGAGCCAGAGUUCCUAGAGAAACAUAUCCCAACGGGAAAGGUCCCAGUAAGGUACUUCAAACUUCCAAAGUUCAAGAUAUCAUUUGGAUUUGAAGCCUCAGAAUUGCUCAAAGGUUUGGGCCUACAACUGCCAUUUAGCAUGGAAGCAGAUCUUUCAGAAAUGGUGGAUUAUUCAUCAUUGGACCGUAGUAUGAGUGUUUCAUCCGUUUUUCACAAGUCAUUUGUUGAAGUGAAUGAGGAAGGAACUGAGGCCGCAGCAGCAAGUGCUAGCGUAGUGAGAAUGUGUAAGUCUUUGCGCGCAAAACCGCCCACGAAGGUGGAUUUUGUCGCGGAUCACCCUUUCAUCUUUGUCAUCCGUGAAGACACGACCGGUGUGGUGCUAUUCAUCGGUCAUGUGGUUAAUCCUGUACUUGUAGCAUAG
Messenger RNA from Lolium rigidum, 1230 nucleotides. Its product is annotated as serpin-ZX-like. The transcript has 2 exons. NCBI's taxonomy places the organism in Eukaryota, Viridiplantae, Streptophyta, Magnoliopsida, Poales, Poaceae. The record is from RefSeq and is a predicted model, not a curated record. Bases 1 to 1230 code for a protein of 409 amino acids. Gene Ontology annotation, molecular function: serine-type endopeptidase inhibitor activity.